Messenger RNA from Penicillium verrucosum, 240 nucleotides. RefSeq lists its product as uncharacterized. Lineage: Eukaryota; Fungi; Ascomycota; Eurotiomycetes; Eurotiales; Aspergillaceae. The transcript has 3 exons. Bases 1 to 240 code for a protein of 79 amino acids. The record is from RefSeq and is a predicted model, not a curated record.
AUGCCUCUAACUUCAAAAGAGACACCCUCUGGGGCCAAGGACAUCAAAGCAGCCCACCUUGUGCCAAAGAGCCUUCAAGGAGAUGAGAUUGCUCACCUAUUUGGGGUGGGGGCCAUGGUAUCUUCUGAUCCGAGGAAUGCCCUGUUACUUCACUUCAAGGUCGAAGAAGCCCUUGAUAGCGGCAAGAUAGUCAUCGUGCCUAUCCUCGAAGACGAGGAUGUCACGACACCUUCGCGUUGA